Molecule: messenger RNA, 1549 nt
Organism: Antechinus flavipes (yellow-footed antechinus)
Lineage: Eukaryota; Metazoa; Chordata; Mammalia; Dasyuromorphia; Dasyuridae
Gene: RMDN1
Product: regulator of microtubule dynamics 1
Exons: 10
Coding region: 70-1014 (314 amino acids)
Cellular component (GO): mitotic spindle pole; cytoplasm; spindle microtubule
Molecular function (GO): microtubule binding
Source: RefSeq, a predicted model, not a curated record
UUUGAGGGGCGGGGCCGAGGACUGGACUCCUUCUGCCUUGGCGGCUUGGCCCCCGGCUUAUUCCAGGCGAUGGCGUUAGCAGUGCGGCUGCGCCGGCUUCUCCCGCACCUUCGCUCGGGGCUCCGGGUUCCGGCUGGGAUCCGGGCUGCGGGCUGCGGGCGGCGGGGCGGUCCCAGCCUUUGGCUAGGUGGCAGCGAGAUUCUUGCGAAUGCUGUAGUUUUCAAAAGGGGUCCCAUAAUCUCAGCAUUGUCUUAUUUGGGCUUUGAAAUUUACCAACUGAUUUCUCAGUCUGCUGUGGUUCAUGCUGCAGUCAAUGUUAACGAAAUCCUUGAACAAGCAGAUUACCUAUAUGGCAGUGGAGAAAUAGAAAAGCUUUAUCACUUGUUAACUCAAUAUAAACAAAGUGAGGAUGCAGAGUUGUUAUGGCGUCUGGCACGGGCAUCCCGAGAUAUAUCUCAACUUAGUACUACCUCUGCAGAAGAUAAGAAACGACUGGUCUAUGAAGCUUUUGCAUAUGCAAAAAAAGCACUUGAAAAAAACGAAUCAAGUUCUGCAGCUCACAAGUGGUAUGCUAUCUGUAUCAGCGAUGUUGGGGAUUAUGAAGGUAUCAAGGUUAAAAUUGGAAAUGCCUUCAUUAUCAAGGAACAUUUUGAGAAAGCAAUUGAACUGAAUCCUAAAGAUGCCACUUCAAUUCACCUUAUUGGUAUUUGGUGUUAUUCAUUUGCUGAAUUGCCUUGGUACCAAAGAAACAUUGCUAAAGUAUUGUUUGCAACUCCUCCCACUUCCACAUAUGAGGAGGCUCUAAAAUACUUUCAGAUGGCAGAACAAGUGCACCCAAACUUUUACAGCAAAAAUUUGCUUUUCUUGGGAAAGACUUAUCUGAAGUUAAACAACAAAAAACUUGCUGCCUUCUGGUUAUUGAAAGCCAAGGACUACCCAGCACAUACUGAGGAGGAUAAGCAGGUACAAAAAGAAGCUGCUCAGCUGCUCAAGUCUGUUGGUGACAAGAAUUGAGAACCUGAUUCACAUUAAAAUAGCACAUGAAAUAUUUCUAAUAACUGUUUUUUCAUUGAGUUAAUCAUGACACAGCCAACCCAGCUCAGUAGCUAAUGAGUAAGACAGGUAUUAGGCAUUCCAAAUUCCAGUCUUAAUAGAAAAAUCAGUCCUUGAUGAUGGGAAGGGUAAUCUGUAUGGAAAGGUACUAAGAUAAAAUGGAAAUGCUCACUGUCUAAGUAAUUGUUUUCAGUGGAAACUCCAUCCUAAUUUUUUGGGGAGGGAAUAUGCAAGGAGUGGCAUAUGAGGAGUUGGCAUAUAAUCAAUUAAGCAAAACAAGGUCUUAAAAAUAAUAGUAAACAUUUAUUAAGUGCCUACUGCUCAGCACUGAUUUCACCUAAAGUGGUGCUUUUGAUGGUCUAGACUUUUGUCAACCAGUAUUAACUAGUGCUGAUAAUUUUACCUGUCUCUACCAUUUUAAGUGUCUACCAUUUUUACCUUAAUUAUGUAAUUAUUCAACAGAUUGACCAUUAAUAAAUCAAGUUUCAUUGGAUAA